AUGGGAUUAACAAGGAAGAUUGUUCUGGACAAGAGAAGAAUAGGGAGAUUGAAUGGAUUUAAGAGAGAAAUCAAACUUCUGAAUGAGAUUGCUAAGAUUGGUCAAAAGAAGGAAGUCGAGUUGCUGUGCUGCGAAAGGAUUGUAGCUAAGACCAAUGAGAAGCUUAGCUGCCAAGUUCUUGAAGUGGAGAAGAGAAACGGAGAGGAUCUUAAGGCAUCAAAGAUGACUGAAACAACUGUACAAGAGCUUGACAAAGUUAAAAUUGAGCGCCAGAGUUUCUUAACAGCGAAGACCGGUUUGGAGAAAAGCGAAACGGCUUUCCUUGAAAAAGAUCUGGUAGAGCCAAAAAUAGCUAUGGAUGCUCUGAAAACAGAACUAGACUCUGUUGGAAUGGAUGCAAAACAAAGCUUGGUGAUGCUUAAGAGCACAGCAUCCAUAGUGUCACAAUCAGACAACCGAGAAGCUAGUUUCAUUGGCGAGCAACAAGAGCCAGAGAAUGGAACCAAAUCCUUUACGCUGGAGCUAAAAUCAAAGACAAAAAGGAUAUCAUCGAGGAAAUGA
This is a messenger RNA of Arabis nemorensis, 561 nucleotides long. The record is from the annotation of a GenBank genome assembly. NCBI's taxonomy places the organism in Eukaryota, Viridiplantae, Streptophyta, Magnoliopsida, Brassicales, Brassicaceae.